AUGAGCGUCUUCCAAGAACCAGAGAGCUCACAGCCGCCUGGAUUCCAAGACAUCCAACGCGACCUCCUCUCAUCCGCGACGCGCGCUGAGCACGGCUGGGUCAAAUACCAUGACCCAAAGUUGCCUGACCUCUCCGCCAUUGUUCCGCAAGCUCCGAGUGAACCGCUGUCCAAGAACCUAACGCGCUCGUUUCGCCCCCUUCCUUCCGUAAACUCUGAGCGAAGGUCCGGAAAUGCCGAUCACCCUGCACAUAAGCCGCGACACGUUCUCUGUCCCCCAGAGACGCAAGACCUUGCAGAGACUGAAGCACUUUGCCAAUUCGGACAGUUAACUAAGCAUACUGCCGACGGCGCCAACGAGAGGUCCAAACUCAAGGCCGCGCGAAUCGAUCUCUCGUUCAAGGAAAACCGUUCAGUGCACUCUGGGACGGCCCUCCGGCGCAGGCGCACCACGGAGGACGUCCCGGCUGGCUCACACGCGCCGCCAGCGAAAAAGCCCGCCCUUCGAAUCCGGGCCACCGACUCGCGCCUGUGUUCCGGAUACCCGCGCCGUAUGCAGGACAGUCCGAUGGAAGAGGACGAGCCGAUAGCUGGCCCAUCCAGACCACUGCUCCGGCGCCCGUCUUUAACAUCCUAUGUCAAUGCUGCUGAGGACUCCGAUGAGGAAGACGACGGCAUGCCGUCCAGCACG
This is a messenger RNA of Trametes versicolor FP-101664 SS1, 690 nucleotides long. RefSeq lists its product as uncharacterized. NCBI's taxonomy places the organism in Eukaryota, Fungi, Basidiomycota, Agaricomycetes, Polyporales, Polyporaceae. The annotation marks the transcript as partial. The transcript is spliced from 2 exons. The record is from RefSeq and is a predicted model, not a curated record.